GACCAAUUGCCGUUCGAGACCAAAAGUGUGGUUCGAAUCCGAGCAAACGAGAAAUUCUCUAAGUUUUAUCAAUGUUUCGAUGAAAUUGGAGAAGGAAAAUUUGGUAAAGUAUACAGAUGCAAGGAGAUAGCGACUGGUUUAGAGUUGGCUGCGAAAAGAAUUAAAAUCAGACGUAAUGCGGACCGUGAACAAGUGGAACGAGAGGUUGCAAUCAUGACCCAGAUGAGGCAUCCACGUAUCGCACAAAUCUACGAUGCAUUCUCAACGCCUGAAAACGACAUUAUUUUAGUGAUGGAAGUUGUACGAGGCGGGGAGCUGUUCGAUCGAGUCGUGGAUGAUAAUUAUAUACUGACCGAAAUGGCUGUUAAGAUGAUCAUUUGCCAAUUAUGUGAGGCAAUCUCUUAUAUUCACAGUAAACAUAUUGUUCAUCUUGAUAUUAAGCCCGAGAACAUAAUGUGUGUCUCGCAAACCGGUAAUCGCAUAAAACUGAUCGAUUUUGGUCUGGCGCAAUACUAUGAUGGUUCGUCGAAUUUGCUGUUCAUGGCCGGUACACCAGAAUUUGUGGCACCUGAAGUGAUCAAAUUUGAACCGAUCGAUUUUCAUACGGACAUGUGGAGUGUUGGUGUGAUCACAUAUAUUUUAUUAUCCGGUAUUUCGCCAUUUUUGGGUGAGACUCUCGGUGAAACGUAUUGUGCUGUGGAGAAGGGCGACUGGGAGUUCGACGAUGUCGCUUUCCAAAGCGUCUCUGAAUCGGCCAAGGAUUUCAUCUCUAAACUGCUUGUUUACGAUCAAAAGAAACGAAUGCUACCAAAUGAGUGUCUACAACAUAAAUGGAUAAAAGACUCACGAAAACGUGCCUCUAGUGAUUUGCUAUUAAAUGAACCAAACGUCGGCGAACCACUAUCAAAAGAGUUUUUCAAAACAUAUUUAACAAAUAAGCGAUUCAGAGUAACGACCUGGGCAUUACUAUUUUUGAUUCGUUUCAAAAAGUAUGGUUCAGCGUGUUGGAGUAAUUUUAUGAAUAUUGAUACUAGUCAGCAAUCAUCGCUAUCAUCACCACCAUCAAUCGAGUCUAUGGUGACAACACCACUGAGCACAACAACAACUCUGAAACAGUGUAUCGAUCAGCAGCAGCAUCAGCCGCAUCAGCAGCAACAACAACACCCAACAGUAACUAUAACAAGGCGAUGGGUCAGUGCGCUAUUACAUUAUUAUAUCUGUUGCACACACACACACACUUCAGUUAUUUCUGCAUCUAUGCAGCAAAAUCGAUCAAAAUUGAUCAAAUCGAUCAAAAUUGAUCAAAACAAUCAGAAUUGUUUGGCGUUUUCAACGUUUCAUUAUGAGUCUUUGACUACUAGUCUCCUGGACUGCAGAUACGAAGCGAAAAGAAGCCGUCGAACACGAGUGGUGGUGAAAAAAAUGCCAUUGACGGCGGCGGCGGCGGCGGCGAUAAUGAGGUUACUCGCGUCAAGAGGCAAAUACAACGAGCGAAAUUGUGCGAUGACAGCAAUCAGAGCAGUCCUACUACUACUAGUACUACUACUACUACUAGUACUAGCAAGAAGGGCACUACUGAAUUUUGCAAAUACAAAAGUGAUCAUCAACGAAAAAUUCCGUUGUGUGUAUCGCAAAACGCCAAGAGAGCGUUGA
This is a messenger RNA of Anisakis simplex (herring worm), 1653 nucleotides long. The record is from the annotation of a GenBank genome assembly. NCBI's taxonomy places the organism in Eukaryota, Metazoa, Nematoda, Chromadorea, Rhabditida, Anisakidae.